AUGGGAAACAGAUUAAGUACACCAGCUGAAUCAAUAUCACGUAUUCAAGAAUCGUUAUUAUCGCAAUUUACAAAUGACGAACGUGAAUGUUUGAUUAAUGUAUUUAAUGGAUUCUGUGGGAUUGAUUCUGCCAAAGAUCAUAAUCAAAGUGAUGUUGAUGAUCAAAUCAAGAAAAUCGAGAGAACAGAAGGAAUAAAGUUGACAGAUGUUCAACAAUAUUUACCGCAAAUCGUUGCCGAUUCUUUAAAUUCCGGAUUUGCAAAAUGCUUUCAAUAUGAAUCGAUAAAUAUUAAACAAUCCACCGCAACUAAACCAUCAUCAGAAAAACAAGGAGAUUCGAUCACAAUACACGGAUUUCUUUCAUCAAUUAAGAAACUAACACGAUCAACAUUACUCGACGAGGCGCAAACAGUAUUCAUCAUUUAUCGUGCUUGUGGUUGUGCAUUACGUACGUUUGUACGUGAUGUGAUGCAUGCUUCGAUAACUUAUUGGUUUGAAGGAGCUUAUGAUUUAUCCAAGAUUAAUGAUGUAGAGUUUAUUCCAGUGACUAUUGCGGUUUUAUCCAAUGAUGACAAAAAUGAGCAACAUGAAAAUGGAUUAUUAGAAUUUUUAUUACUUGUGCCAAGUUUUUCGACGCUCAAAGAAUUUGAGAUUGAUAGUUACUUUGACGAAACGUCAUUUAUCGAUUGGUACAUGAAAAACGCACCCUUUCAAACAUUAAUAAAAAUCUUCACAAAACGAUUAUUUCUAACAGCACAUCGAUCGGCACUACUUCUCACGCCAAAACAGAUGACAAACCUUCGUAAGGCAAAUCUUCUAGCACCACAAAUAGUCACAUCUUUUCCCACAGAAUCAUUCUCACAAUUACUCUCACCGGCUGAUUAUUUCCUCCUCGUUGAUAGCCUACCAUCAAAUUGUCGCGCCACGCUACACACAAUGAUCUUCUCGUCGACUAUCGACGGAGAUAGUUGGCAUACAUUCGUCAACUCGUUGUUAUAUCAAGGAUCGGUGAUGAUUAUUGUCAAGGAUACGGAUGGUUAUGUGUUUGGGGGAUUUACGUAUGAAGAUUGGGAUGUGCAACCUCGAUUUUACGGGAGUAGUUUGAAUUUUUUAUUUACUGCUCAGCCGAAAUUGAGAGUUUAUUCAGGAGCUAGUGGAACUAAUGAGAAUUGGCAAUAUCUAAAUUUUGGUACACAGACUCUGCCUAAUGGACUAGGAAUGGGAGGACAACUCGAUUAUUUUGGAUUCUGGAUUGAUUCCAAUUUUGUCACUGGUCACUCAAAAGCCGCACCAUUAUCCUCGACAUAUAGCAGCCCAAGACUGUCAAAACAAGAAGAAUUCAAAAUUGAUCAAGUUGAAGUUUGGCUCGUUAAACCAACAGAACGGGACCCAGACACAAUACCAAGUCAGUCAAAACACUCUGUGAUGGAUCGUAAUCCUGGGGAAAUGGCGUUACUCGAAAUGGCGGGUAAUGAUGGCGCUGUGCGAAAGAUCGGAUACUCGAAAUUUGUGCGGGAACCAGAUGUGUUGCCUGUGGAAGGUGAUAAUGAAUAA
Molecule: messenger RNA, 1554 nt
Organism: Ambispora leptoticha
Lineage: Eukaryota; Fungi; Glomeromycota; Glomeromycetes; Archaeosporales; Ambisporaceae
Source: the annotation of a GenBank genome assembly